CGCAGUGAGGUAGGCCGCCGUUGCGCACUUGUAACGAGGAGGAGUAGGUGGGUCGGUUCCGCCGCUGCUGGUGUUGUUAUUGUGAGUCGGAUGGAGUGAGUGCGCAUCGCACCGCUGUAUGGAGACGGGAACAUGGCUCCCUUCCCGGACGAGGUGGACGUGUUCACGGCGCCGCACUGGAGGAUGAAGCAGCUGGUCGGAGGAUACUGUGAGCAGCUUUCCAAGACCAAUUUUUCCAACAACACUGAUUUUCGAGCAUUUCUGCAGUCUCUGUAUGAAACAUUCAAAGAGUUCAAAAUGCAUGAGCAAAUUGAGAAUGAAUAUAUCAUCGGCUUGCUGCAGCAACGCAGCCAGACAGUGUACAAUGUGCAUUCGGACAAUAAGCUAUCGGAGAUGCUUGUCCUGUUUGAGAAAGGACUGAAGAAUAUAAAGAAUGAGUAUGAGCAACUGAACUAUGCUCAGCAGCUGAAGGAGAGGCUGGAAGCUUUCACCAGUGAUUUCCUUCCCCACAUGAAGGAAGAGGAAGAGGUUUUUCAGCCUAUGUUGAUGGAAUAUUUCACUUACGAUGAGCUGAAAGAUAUAAAAAAGAAAGUGAUUGCACAGCACUGCUCCCAGAAGGAUACAGCCGAACGUAUUAGAGGCCUGAGCAUUUGGAACCAGGCUGAAGAGCUUCAAAAAGUGUUCAAAUAUUCAGUAGAUGAAAAGGCAGAGCAAGAAACAAAGGUUCAGCCAAGCACUACUUCAAUUUCCCAUCUUCCUCCAGAGGUAAUGCUAAACAUUUUUAGCUACCUUAACCCGCAGGAACUGUGUCGCUGUAUUCAAGUAAACACUAAAUGGGCACAGCUGGCAAAAACUGGAUCUCUUUGGAAGCAUCUCUACCCGGUUCUGUGGGCGCGAGGCAACUGGUACAAUGGACCACCUACACACCUUGACACAGAACCAGACGAUGAAUGGAUUUCAAGAAGAAAAAAUGAGAGUCUUGCCUAUCAGGAAUGGGAUGAAGAUGCAGAUGUAGAUGAAUCCGAAGAGACAGAUGAGGAUAAUUCCUACAUUAAUGUGGCACAGCAAGAAAAAGAAUUACUCCAUUGUUUGAUCCAUAACAUUCUUCCAAGUGUUGGACGUUCUGUGAAAACUCUUGUUCUUGCCUAUAGCUCUGCUGUCAGCAGCAAAAUGAUUCGUCAGAUGCUUGAGUUCUGUCCUAACUUGGAACACGUGGAUCUUACUCAGACUGAUAUCUCAGAUUCUGCAUUUGAUGGAUGGUCAUUGGGUAAUUGCCAGAAUCUCCGCCAUUUCGACAUGUCUGGUUGUGACAAAAUCACUGAUCUGACUUUAGAAAGACUGUCCUUAGCACUUGGUGUGCUAUCAUCUCACAGGAAAAACAUGCUAAAAUGUUGCCUGAAUCACAAAAAUGUGAAAACAUCCUGGGGAAGCAAAGACAUUGCAAAUAGCAUUCAGUGCAGCAUGUCCUACAUGACAGGCGAAAGUGGAAUAUAUUCUGUAAACCUAUGGCCAGACCCUGACAAAUCAGAAUCCUAUGCACCUUCAAAUAUUUGGAUUCUAGAUUCGGACAAUCUUGCAGAUAUUGAAGAUGCAGCCGAUUGGAAAUAUAAAAAUACAGAAGGACUGUGUGUUUGGAAUAUGUCAUCCAACCUAAAUUGUUAUAACGGCGGUUGCUGCAGCAGCAAGCCAGUGCUUGGAGUAAGGACUAGUGUCAGUUGGCAGCAGCAUUGCAGGUCUGCAGGGAUAACAUUCUGUGGCCAUUCACUCUGUUCCCCUGGAGGGAAACUAAGGACUAAACAGGCACUCCCAGGAUCCUCUGGACUGUGCAAAAAUGGAAAAAAGACUCCACAGUCAGAGAUUACAGACCUUUGCUCUGGAAGUGCAAAUUCAGAACAGACUGCAAGAGGUUUGCAAUUUCUCAGCCUUUCGGGAUGUCACCAGAUAACAGAUGUUGGAUUAAGGAUGUUAACGUUAUGGGGCGGAUUACCGUAUCUGGAACACCUAAAUCUCUCUGGAUGUCUCAUUGUGACUGGAUCUGGCCUGCAGGAUUUGGUUUCAGCAUGCCCUGCUCUUAACGAUGAGCACUUCUACUACUGUGACAACAUUAAUGGUCCUCAUGCUGACACCGCCAGCGGAUGCCAGAACCUGCAGUGCGGUUUUCGGGCCUGCUGCCGAUCUGGUGAAUGAUCCUGUUGCUUUUCAAACUUCCCUCACGCAUCUGAGCAGCCAUUCUUUCAUGCACUUUACCUUUUUAUCUCUCAUGACGUGUUAAGUCUGUUUUGGAGCCCCUUUUGGAGUCUUUCCUUAUGAGCAGCAUACAUUGUUACUAGAGCAAACUGUCAAAAGUAGAAACAGUUUUCGCUUAAUAAAAAAUUAAUUGUCUGAA
This is a messenger RNA of Pelobates fuscus (common spadefoot toad), 2386 nucleotides long. It is a transcript of the gene FBXL5, whose product is annotated as F-box and leucine rich repeat protein 5. Gene Ontology annotation, molecular function: protein binding. Gene Ontology annotation, cellular component: SCF ubiquitin ligase complex. Gene Ontology annotation, biological process: SCF-dependent proteasomal ubiquitin-dependent protein catabolic process; intracellular iron ion homeostasis. Bases 133 to 2187 code for a protein of 684 amino acids. The record is from RefSeq and is a predicted model, not a curated record. NCBI's taxonomy places the organism in Eukaryota, Metazoa, Chordata, Amphibia, Anura, Pelobatidae. The transcript is spliced from 11 exons.